UCAUUCGUCCAGAAUCGGAUUGUCAGUCUUUUCGCGAAACUCUCCGUAAAUACCACGAAGCCUCGCCGUCACGCUUUGCCGCACUUGAGGGAAUUGUGCCACAAAACGACCGUCUUGGACCACGUAUUGCCCAUGAUUCUUUGUGUUCGUGUCUGAAAUUCAGAAGUACAGUGGGCUGAAAGCUGAAGUGGAGUGAAGAGGCUCGGGGACGGCAAGGCAGUCCGAAGACUGGGUGUUGUCUGUUGUCUGGCUUUGUGUAGCUUUAAACUCUCAUUUCAAGUCGACACCAAUUUAGACAGAAAAUGAGCGAAGAACGCGAGAGGGAAGAGGACCCACUAGUGGAUUUGUGGCUCGCCAAUUGGGAACAACAAUGUGCCGAGCACUUGGAGAGCGAGCCUGAUUGCGAGGGUCAGCUGCAGGCCGAGCGAGACAGAUCCAUCCACAAUAAUUGGUUAUUGUUUCAGAACACGGCCACUGCUAUCGCACAGCUGUAUAAAGAUCGGCAGCAGGGCGUUUCGUUAUGGAUUCCCUUUCAAACGGCCGCCGGCACCGUCACUUCACUGUACAAAGAUUCAACUGAUGCCAUUAGGCGGGUAGGUGAGCUAGGAGUCCAGUGUGGCUAUCAACGGCGUAAUAAGGAGUUAAUGAACUGGGCAAGAAAGAAACGCCGCCACAUUCGCCGAGAAGACUUGAUGGCAUAUUUGGCAGGCAAACCACCCCCAUUACGUCCUCAUCAUAGAGUCUCACCGAGGCCAAGGGUAAUGCUGACAGAACGUCAUGGAUCUCCCAAUGCUCAGCAGAUGGACAUCCACCAUUUCCACCACAAUAACCCAGCCACUAUCAACACAGAAGAUAACAUGCAUACUUUCAGAGAGGCCUUGUCUAUUGCAAGUUCAAAUGUCAGUUUUGCUCGGAAACCAAGGUCUGCUGAUCUAAGCACCUACAUCGCAAGCGAAUUUGUACGUAAUGGUACUAAACGGCCGGCAUCUUCGAGUCCACCUCAUGAUGUUAAUAUGGAUUCUCCUACUCACAAACGAACUCGCUUUAUGUAGUAUAAAUAUGUUAAGGGGAGGGGGGGAUCAAUAGGCAAUGCCUGGGAACAACUAGAAAUGUCACUUUGAAUCUGUUAUAUCUACAACUGUGUGAACUGGGAGUAUUUUUUUAAACAAUUUAAAUUGCUUUUUUGGCCGGCAUGUCAGGUGGUCUGAUUUCCCAUGCCCGUAUGCUAUUUUCAUUCACAUUUUAUCUGUAGUUAUUUCAGGAACAGGUUUAGUCUUUGUUCUUUCCAUGUGUUACUCAGUUUUGCAGUUUAAAGCGGAUAGCUUACUUGGUUCCCUUGCUCAUUGUUUCUGUUUGUUAGCAUUGUUAUUUUUUUUGUUUGUUUUAUCAGUGCUUGGGUGGUUAUGAAGAUGUACAUAUGAUGUAUUUAACAUGUGCAACCAAUGAGCCUUUAACAAAAGGCCCCUGUAAAGUUUUAUUUUCCUGUAGAUCUUUCCAGUAUGUGAUGAUUUUGCUGUAUUUCAGCAUAAAAUCUAAGGAAAACUAUUCUUCUGUUUAAAAAAUUUAAUGUAUAUAUCCAUAAAUAUAUAUACAUAUAUAUCUUAUAGUUAAACACUGUGAAAAAUAAACUAUGUAAAUAAUA
This is a messenger RNA of Thrips palmi, 1642 nucleotides long. Its product is annotated as UPF0472 protein C16orf72 homolog. Lineage: Eukaryota; Metazoa; Arthropoda; Insecta; Thysanoptera; Thripidae. Bases 303 to 1052 code for a protein of 249 amino acids. The record is from RefSeq and is a predicted model, not a curated record. The transcript has 6 exons.